Molecule: messenger RNA, 2673 nt
Organism: Colletotrichum acutatum
Lineage: Eukaryota; Fungi; Ascomycota; Sordariomycetes; Glomerellales; Glomerellaceae
Product: serine endopeptidase
Exons: 5
Coding region: 1-2673 (890 amino acids)
Biological process (GO): proteolysis
Cellular component (GO): membrane; cell wall
Molecular function (GO): serine-type endopeptidase activity
Source: RefSeq, a predicted model, not a curated record
AUGAAGUCAUUCGUUAAGCAGGCUGCCUUCGCAGCUUGCCUCCCAUGGUUGGUUGUCUCUGGUUACGAUGACGCCUUUGUUGUUGAGUUUGAUGCAUCCGUGCAAUUGAGCCCAGGAGAUCUCAUCAGCCGGACUCAGGCAUCUCUGGCAGCUUCUGGCUUGGACUGCACUGCAUCUUCGCGAUAUCAUUUCACUCACGCUGUGUUCCAAGGCGGAUCUUUCAACGUCGACUGCACCAACACUGGAGUUUCUCAGAAGGCGGUGCUGUCGACCAUACAGUCGAUUGAUGGCAUUCAGAAGGCCUGGCCUGUAACUUCAGCAGCACCAGCCGUCCACAUGCCGAGGAUUCCAGGCAUUUCUGACGGCGAUUGGGGAAGCCGCACGCAUGGAUCAUCCAAGCGCGACUUGUCCCAGAUCUUGACUCUACACGCAAGAGACGGUAUCGCAGCCGACACUUUGCCAACACACGUUGAUACGGGGGUGUCGAAGCUACACGCCAGCAAUAUCACGGGUAAAGGCAUCCGGGUGGCAGUCAUUGACACUGGCUUCGACGUUGAUACUCCGGGCCUCAGCAAGACCGACAUUGUUUAUGCCCACGACAUGACAGACGGCGACAAUGAUGUUCGUGACAACUGUUCCUUCCAUGGCACGCAUGUUCUAGGCAUUGUAGGAGCCAAGGGUGACGAGGGCAGAUUUGGCGUCGUUGGCGUGGCGCCUGAUGCUACCUACGAGCUUUACCGCAUCACAGGUUGCACUUCAGGAACCCAGGAUGACGCGAUCAUCAAUUCGUUCCUUGAAGCUGCGGAAAGAGGCGUCGACGUUAUUUCAUGUUCGUAUGGGGGUGACCUCACUUUUCCUGAAGACCCCUGGUCUAUCGUGGCUACUCGACUGUUCAACAACGGCACCUAUGUUUCUCUUGUAGCUGGAAACGGUGGCCCUGGCAUCUUCACAGGCGCCAGCCCUGGAGGUGCAGAUGCUGUCGCCGCCGUUGGGUCUACCGACAACUCGCAAACUCCUUAUUACAAUUGGGGAGGCAAUUGGACUGCAGGAGGUGAAAGCGGAGCGCUUCGUUUCGUCCCUGGCAUGCCGUUCGACUUCCCAUCAAACGAAGGGCUGACAGUCUGGACUUCAGACACACCCAACACCAAUGGUUGCCAGCUACUCCCUGAUAAGUCUACUUUGCCGGCCGACUUGUCCAAAGUCAUUUUUCUCUCUCAGUUUGACCAAUGCUGGAUGGCAGCCGAUAACUCUACAGUCUCUCUAACGAAAGAAUUUGGCAUCCCGUAUGUCAUGUACUACAGCUCGAGCAAUUACACGGUCUCUGAAGGCCCGCUAUUCCUGAAGGUCUCUGCAGCAAACCAGAAAGGGUCUGUCACGGUGGACUAUGAAACAGCAAAGCAACUACUGGAUGCGAAGGCAAAGUACGGCUCCGUGCAAGUGUUCCUUGCCAAUGAGGUCUCUGUUGCAGAUGUCAGUCUCACUUAUAAGGCCAAUAACCGCUCUGGUCUCAUGAGCUCCGUAUUCACCAGCUGGGGUCCAACUCUUCGAGCAGGAUCCAUGCCCGCAUUCCAUGCCCCCGGAGGAAACAUCUUGAGUACUUUCCCUGGAUGGCUUGGAGGCUACGGAGUAGUUAGCGGCACCAGCCAGGCCACUCCGUUUGUCGCCGGCAUCGCUGCGCUCGUCAAACAGCAGCAUCCAGAUUACAGCGCUGAAGACAUUAGGAAUGUCAUCGCAGCCACAUCCCGCCCCGUCAAAUGGUAUGAUGGAAGGGGUAACGCAGGAGACUUUCUAGCGCCCGUCUUCCAACAAGGCGCCUCUGCCCUUUCAUUCAAUGACACGGCCAACCGUCCCAAAGAGCUAACCUUCACAAUCAAGAACACUGGGUUGGAGACUACCACCUACGACCUGAGUCAUGUUGGAGCCAGCUCUGGCUAUGUUCUCGAGAAGGCGGAUAGCUACCAACUCACUGAAGCCGUGGUGUACCCAGUAUAUGCCGAAGUCAAUAUUAACCCCACAACUCUCUCAGUCGAGCCAGGAAAGACUGCCAUUGUCUCGGUUUCAGUCUCAAAGGAGCCCGCUUUGUUAGAAGCUUCAACUCGUGUCUCCUACUUUGGAGGAUACAUUAACGUUGAAGCCAAGGGUGUAACCGACGUCAACAAACUCUCGCUACCCUAUACCGGCUUCGGCGCGCCCCUGACUACAUUACACAGCAUCAACCGCGAUAAAUCUUACCUCUCGUCAUACAAUGUAACUGAAGGCAAGGCAUCGCAUGCCGAACCGGGCCGUAUUUAUACCUGCACGUUGAACAUCACCGCAGAUGUUCCAGCUUCGUUCCCAGGCCAUGAGUAUCCCGGCAUCGAGGUCUUCCUCUUCUUGCAGUCACGCAACAUGAGCAUUCACAUGGUGGACGCAAAGACUGGAAAGAUAGUAGCCAAUUCCUACCAGAGUACGUCAGAGGUCCCAUGGAACGGUUCAACUUGGUACUGGGAUGGUUCCGACGACAACAAGGCUCCCGUGCCGGCUGGUACUUACACCUGGCGUGUCAAGGCUCUCAAGUUGCUUGGAGACGCGGCGAAGGAAGAGGACUGGGAAACCUGGGAAGCCGGCACAUGGGUUCUGGAAUACACUGCUGACAGUAUUUUCUCUUCGAGUUUAACGGUUCCGAAGACGUGA